GGAUCCGAACAAACUCCGAUGAUCCAUUCAUUUUGUCAAAUGAUCAUUGGGUGAACAUGUGGAAAUAUGGCAAGUGAAAUCUCGACUGCCGCGAAACCGGGGACCUGGAAUCUUUCAAAAUGACGUUGGCUUGAGUUCGAAAAGUGCGGCACUCGAGUAAGUAUUUAUACGUAGGUACAGUACUCAUUCGCGUUGUUCACGAAAUCAGAUAAUACUUUUUCUCUUCUUUGCAUUGGUAACGUCCCCUCAUUUCCAUAUCCACAAAACCCCACACGACUGCGAUUCUUUCCCAUCUCGAAAUACUGAACUUAUAAUCAAUUGGUAAUGUCUACUAUUGUACCCGGCCUUAAAAAACUCAAAGAACGUCGAGCUCACGCCAAAGAGCUUCGAGGUCAAUCAAAUGAAUUACACAAGUGCUAUCAAGAUAUGAAAGCCGUGGACGAUCGAUAUAACAAAACUCAAACAUAUCAUUUAGACCAAUUCACAUACACGAAUGGAGAUGCAGAAAAAAUACAAAAUCUACGUACCGCGAUACCACAAGAGAUAGAAAUAAGGCCUUCAAGUGAUUCAUCGGCACGCCCAUGAAGAAAACGGAACCGCGAUGUGGUCGUGAUGAUCUCGGUGAAUUCAUGAGAAAUGACUCUCGUUUGAAGCAUACAAGUCAACUUCAUGAACAAGGAAUGUCUUUGGAUUGGGAGCCGGAUCGUUAGGCGAAUUAUGUUGAUCCCAGUUCAUCGUUUGCGAAGAGGUCGAGUCGAAUUUGGGAUAGUUAUGGGUACUUCAAGGUGAUACAAUGGGCAUUUAUACAGCAUUGUCACUCCCUGGUGUUAAAUUUGGAGUCUACGGUUAGCAUCGCAGCGAUUGGUGGCUGGAGCAGGCGGAAUUUUGACAGAGCGCACUUCAUAGU
Molecule: messenger RNA, 907 nt
Organism: Botrytis cinerea B05.10
Lineage: Eukaryota; Fungi; Ascomycota; Leotiomycetes; Helotiales; Sclerotiniaceae
Exons: 2
Coding region: 325-585 (86 amino acids)
Source: RefSeq, a predicted model, not a curated record